This is a messenger RNA of Chironomus riparius, 3204 nucleotides long. The record is from the annotation of a GenBank genome assembly. Lineage: Eukaryota; Metazoa; Arthropoda; Insecta; Diptera; Chironomidae.
UUAGCUUGUGAUUGAAAUUGGAAGUAAAAUAAAAGAUACAUAAUUAUAGUUGAAUUUAUUAAAACACCUGUAAACUUACCAAAAUGGAGUUGAAAAUUGCAGGAAUAAUAAUUCUAGCCUGCAUUGCACUUGUAAAGUGUCAAGGACCAACAAAAGAUCGAGUAUGUGCAACUCUUAAAAAUGCAGAUGAUUGUUCUCAGCUUCAAAGAGGAAAUUCAGAAGUGAGUUGUGUUUAUGUCCAAGAUGCAAUUGAAUGUGCACAGAGAAUAAGAAAUGGAACAGCAGAGUUUGGAAUUCUUACAGCUGAAAAUGCAUUUCACAUGGCUACAUUACGAUAUGAUGGUUUAGCUGUAAUCAAGGAAUUGAGGCAUAAAGAAAAGAGGCUUGAACCAUUUGACUUUCAAUCAGUUGUAGUAGUGAGAAGCAACCAUUAUGAUGGAUUGAAGAAUUUACGUGAUGUGGACUACUGUCAUCCGGGAUUGCAUCAACGUCAACGUCAUGAGAGAUGGACAGAGGCAUUUUUAAAACAUUUUGAGCGACAGGUUGUUCCAUAUGACUGUGCUGAUGGAGAAACGCCUUCAGAAAUUGAGGCAGCUGCACUUGCAAAGCAUUUCAAUACUGCAUGUCGCCCUGGUGCUUGGUCACAUAUCGAGGAAGAAGAUAAGAAAUUAAAGGAAAAAUACCCAGCUUUAUGUGAGUUAUGUGAUGAUAAAGAAGCAUGUUCGUACACGCCAGCGCCUGCCACAGAUCAUCAAAAAGCUUUAGAAUGUAUGCUCAAAACAGAAAAUGGACUUGCAUAUGUUGCACAACAAGAAGCAAUCGACUAUUUCACAACAAACGCUGAACUACAAAAUAAUUUCCAAUAUUUGUGUCCAAAUGGCAGUUAUGAGCCUAUCUUUAACAACUCAAAUCCUUGUCCUUGGUUAAGGCAACCUUGGAGUCUUGUCGUUUCUAACAAUGAAAAUUCAUUGGGUAUAUCACAGCGUUUACAAAGAUGGACAUUGUUUGGUACAUCAUCUUGGGAAAUUGCACUCACCUCAAUUCUAACAUCAUCCGGUUCAAAUAUCCUCUAUCCUGUCCAAAACAUUGCUUUUCUAGUCGACUACGUUAAUCCAAUUCGUCCAAUACCUGCGGACAUUGGAAUGUGUACGACAACUUCUCACUGGUGUACACAUUCGUAUGAAGAGAAAGACAAGUGUGAUGUUCUUCGCGCUGCAGCUCUUUCAACAGGAAUCAAACCAAUUUUUGAAUGUAAUGAACCUCGUACAGAUGCUGUUUCGUGUAUAAGUGAUGUAUCAAGUGGAAAGGCAGACUUGCUUGGAAUUGACUCAAACUUUGGAUAUCUUGCAAGACAAGUUUACAACUUAUCGACUAUUCUUUAUGAAGAAACAGAAGACAGUAGAUAUUCGUCAGUUGUGGCUGUCAUUAAAGAAUCUGAUGCAGAGAGAAUCACAUCGUUUGAAGAUUUUCGUGACAAGAAAGCAUGCUUCCCAGAGUUUGGUGGCAUUGCAUCAAUUGCCUUUAUUAAUGUUGCAAAAGGUCGUGGAAUUUUUAAGCGAGAAGAUUGUACAUUUGGUCCAUUACUUGCAAGCUUUUUCAGUGACAGUUGUGUUCCUGGUAGCAAAAGCGUUUUCCAUGAUCCAACAAUAUCAAAUCCAGAAAACUUAUGCUCGCUCUGCCAAACACAAUUGAUGCAAACAACAACAACUCAAGCUAUUAAGGCAUUAGCUGGUGAAGUGGAAUACGAUGAAUAUGGAAAUAAAGUGCCAACCACAGAUGAUCCUAUUGAAGGCGACGAGGAGUUUGAUGAAAAUGUUCCACACAUACCGAAUCGUUCGAUAAAUUGUGCAGCAUCAAUCUCAAAUCGCUUUUAUGGUACUCGUGGUGCACUAACAUGUCUGAAUGAAGUCGGUGAUGUUGCCAUUCUGGAGCAUCAGAAUCUUGAAAAUCAUGCACGUGCAUUAAAUUUAAAUCCAGACAAUUUCCGAAUUUUAUGCAGAAAUGGCUCGUUGGCAAGCAUGACAGGUUUUAACGUUGAUCCUUCAUGCUACAUGACGACCAUUGUCGAUGGUGAAAUCGUCGUCAAUCGCAACAACUCGAGAAAUAUGGGAAUUCUAAAUGCACUUAUUUCGCUUGAUUUAUACUUACAAUCUGACCCAGAUUUCAAAAUGUACAAUAUUUUCAGUGGAGUCAAGGAUUUACUGUUUGAGGAUAGUGCACUUGGCUUAGUUGCACCCGAUUCCAUGUCAUUAAGUAAAAGUGUCGAGAAUUACAUCCAACUAUUCUCAGAUGUCGAAAAUUGCAUGAGCGACACUGAUUCUGCUCAACAAGCUACAUUUAAUUUGCUCUUAUCACUUUCAUUAAUUUUAUUCACAAUUUUAAUUAGAAAUUAAUUGAAUUUUCCAUUUUAGAGAACAUUCAUUUCCAUUCCAUCUUUUAUUCUUUUCUCUUUAAAUGUAUUCACGUUGAAUCAUAUCACAAUGUACUUUAUACAUGCUUCAAGUUAGAUGACAAGUAAAGACACUUAUCUUAAAAAACAAUAUAUUGUUGGUGCAUUUUCUAUUGGAUUGAUUGGUAAACAUUUUCUUUUAUCAGUUAAUUUAUGUCUUUUGUGAAUUUAUUAUAUAUUUAACUUUGAGCGAAAUGUAUGAGUUUGAUAACAAAUUAUGGUAUGGAUUAUAAAUGUUUAAGGAACAUUUAAUCUGUUUUGGCUUUAAAAUUGUAAAAAACAACAAUUGAUUUUAAAGUUUAAAAUACGAAAUAUCAUCGAUGCAGAUAAGACCACUGUUGGCAAAAAGCAUAAGAAACUUUUCCAAUUGCUGAUGCCUCAAAAAAAGUUUUAGACUUUAAACGCAAAAAAUCAAACCAAUACAAAUAUUUGUAAACGUGACAAUCAUUUUAAUUAAGUAGAAAAUUAGGCAAACACUACACAGUAAUAAGCAUAUCACAUAAAUUAAAUAUGAAAUGGAACUUUAGUAAAUAAGUCAUUAUUACAUAAAAUAUGAGCAUAUAUUGUCAUUCAAUAUUCAUGCUGUGUAUUGUGAAAUAAAAACAAUCCGUGCCGGAACUACUUAGUAAUUUUUGCAAUUCAAUUUCUGGAAGGGUUAGUCCAAUUACAGUAAUUGUUUAAUGUAAAAUCACAAAGUCUUUUGUUUGUGAUUUAUAUCCAGCCAGUAGUUAUAUUCACAAUAGGUCUUCAAAAUG